Molecule: messenger RNA, 635 nt
Organism: Schistocerca cancellata (South American locust)
Lineage: Eukaryota; Metazoa; Arthropoda; Insecta; Orthoptera; Acrididae
Product: odorant receptor 85c-like
Exons: 4
Coding region: 43-348 (101 amino acids)
Biological process (GO): sensory perception of smell; detection of chemical stimulus involved in sensory perception of smell
Cellular component (GO): plasma membrane
Molecular function (GO): odorant binding; olfactory receptor activity
Source: RefSeq, a predicted model, not a curated record
UGUAGUUCUAUAUUUAGCACAGCCGAGUUGCUGAAGAAUGAUAUGCCUGUAGCAGCAAUCAAGACACUUUGUAUGAUCCCAGUUAUCUUGUGCCAAAGUGGAAUGUACUGCUUUUUUGGCCAAAUGAUUGCUGAUGAGAGUGAGAAGUUGUUGCAGUCAGCCUACAACUGUGGCUGGUAUGAGUGCGAUAUUCGCUUCAGGAAUGUAUCAUUCAUCCUCAUGCUGAGAGUAACGUGUCCACUAAAGAUUACAGUUGGAAAAACAAUGUCACUGUCCAGGCAGACCUUCCUUCAGGUGCUGAAUGGAGCAUAUGCAUUACUCAACAUGGCUUACCAUGUCAACAAGUGAAAUAAAACAAGAGGAACAGGCUUACUAUCGAAAAUGACUAUCACUGUACUAUAUUUUUAAGAUGCUUCCUCAUUCUUGCAGAAAAAUUUUAUCUUUACAUGGCUAUUAUCUGUAAAGUAAGGAAAAAAUUUCAUAAAUGAAUGCUAAACAAAUUAAAGCUGUACAAUAUUAUUUUAACAGGCACGAAAUAUUAUGCUUCAAACACUGUACAUUGUAUAUGUUAAUUAUACGAAUGAGCUCCAGUUUUUGAUUUCUUACAUUACAGUGUUUUUCACUUACAGCUUUCU